Messenger RNA from Laetiporus sulphureus 93-53, 684 nucleotides. RefSeq lists its product as uncharacterized. Lineage: Eukaryota; Fungi; Basidiomycota; Agaricomycetes; Polyporales; Laetiporaceae. The record is from RefSeq and is a predicted model, not a curated record. The transcript has 2 exons. The coding region runs from base 1 to 684 and encodes 227 amino acids.
AUGUCUCGAUACACGACUGCAUGGUGGAUCACUGACCCAAAUCGCGUCGGGCAUCAGCCCACCGUAACCAUCCGCUCCAGCACACAUGCAGCCGCCGUGAAGUUGUACUGUGCCAGCAUCUCCAGCACGACGUUCACAUUCACAAGGCCCAGCACCUGCCACCAUUUCCUGAAACAUCCGCAGACCCUCCUCCAGCUGUCCCAAUAUGAACGCCGCACGCGCGAGCGCGUUGAGCUCGAAGUGAUGCACAUGCUGUACAAUGUCGAUACCGACACGCCAUUCGCCGAAUGGGAGCACGGCUAUGGCGGACGUCUCUGUGACUCCGACUGGCCCAAUUCUCAGUGGGCGUCCACCUCUCAAGUCGCCUCAUUGAGUUCGCCGGAGUAUCUAAUGAGGGCCCACAACAGGCGGAGCAGCGAACAGCACAGCUAUCACGAGGAUGCAUUCGAGGGGCGCCACCGCAACUUGGCCCUUCCCUCCCAGCUUUCCUCCUCCUCACUGAUCCAGUCGCCCUCCAUGCCGCCUCGCAACAAUCAUCAGGACGGGAUAGACUUCGAUCUAUUGGAUCUGGCAAUGGAGUCAUUGGUCCGACUGCAGGAGAUUCUUGAUGAGGCUUCAGAGGGAGAGGCAAAGGAUGUCUAUGCAGACCUCGUCGAAGCGGAGGGCAGCGGUAUGGCCAACUAA